Scylla paramamosain (green mud crab) is the source of this 6149-nucleotide messenger RNA. Its product is annotated as gamma-aminobutyric acid receptor subunit beta-like. NCBI's taxonomy places the organism in Eukaryota, Metazoa, Arthropoda, Malacostraca, Decapoda, Portunidae. Gene Ontology annotation, biological process: signal transduction; chloride transmembrane transport; regulation of membrane potential. The record is from RefSeq and is a predicted model, not a curated record. The transcript is spliced from 9 exons. Bases 825 to 2270 code for a protein of 481 amino acids. Gene Ontology annotation, molecular function: chloride channel activity; neurotransmitter receptor activity; GABA-A receptor activity. Gene Ontology annotation, cellular component: plasma membrane; neuron projection; synapse.
GGUUCAUUCAUUGCACCUCUGCACCUCUACAGCUGUGUUUGCUAAUGGCUAGAUUCACGUUCAGUACCCGCCAUCACACGAAAUUCCCAUCAGGUUUCAUUUAAUCAGGGAAUCACCCACUCGUGAAAUGCACCAAAGGGUAAACAGGAGGCCUAAUGUCACUCUGGAGACACAGUGCAGACAAAGACUGGGAUGAUGUGAACAGCCCCGCCACCCUUCUCAUCGCUACACGGAACAUAACAGUGUUCGCGUGCUCGUGCUUGCCUGCUUAAACUCUGCGGGUUUCUCUAGCACCUUUACAGUUCUUACGUAUAAAUUUAAUAGACACUGUCUUCUUUCUUCCACUUUAGUUCGUUGUCGUAAACUUUUACGUUUGACGUACUUUUAGACGCCCGCCAUAAUUUACGUCAGAGUUGGGCGUGUGUGGCGUGGCGGCGCGUCACGUGUGGGAGUGUUGGCACCCCCUCCGAUGCAGUGGUGAGAUCUCCCUGAAGGCGGCGACGGAGGCUGCCUCCUGCGAGUGGCACCAUCUGUUGGCCGCCGCCCGAACUCGGUGCCGUUAGUUCUUCCGGUGGUCGCGGGGCGGCACUGGCACCGCGGUCCUUCUCAGGAAAAGUCAAUAUCUGCGCAAGGCUCACAACGAGUCGGGAGCUCUCGGCGGGAGGAGGUGCGUGCCGCGUCCGUGUUGUCGGAAUACUUUGCUCGUGCUCGAAGCAGAGGACGUGGUGGUGGCGACCCGAGGGUGACCCGUCGGGGAUAUGUAAGGCCACGACCUCACGGGUGGAGCCUCAGCUGCCAGCUAUGGACUGUGUCGCCAGCCAGCCAUGAGGUGGUGUGCGGCGCGACGGGUAUGUGUGUGGCUGUGGAGCACGGCAGCCGCCCUCGCUCUGUGGGCCCCCAGGGGCUGCGCGGGCGGGCGUACAAGCGAACACCUGGACAACGUGACCCAGACCAUCGAGACUCUGCUGCACGGCUACGACAUCAGGCUCAGGCCCAACUUUGGCGGUGAGCCUUGCUACAUCGGCAUGGACAUCACCAUCGCCUCUUUCGACUCCAUCUCAGAAGUGAACAUGGACUACACCAUCACCAUGUACCUCAACCAGUACUGGAAGGACGAGCGGCUCGCCUUCAGCUCCAGCGACGAGCUCCUCACCCUGCCCGGGGACUUCGCCGAGAAAAUUUGGGUCCCCGACACUUUCUUCGCCAAUGACAAAAGCAGUUACCUGCACGACGUGACGGAGAAGAACAAGAUGGUGAGGCUGCACGGUGACGGCUCCAUCACGUACGGCAUGCGCUUCACCACUACGCUAGCUUGCAUGAUGGACCUCCACUACUACCCACUCGACACCCAGAACUGCACCGUCGAAAUAGAGAGUUACGGCUACACUGUGGACGACGUGGUGAUGUACUGGAAGGAGAUACCGGUGGUGGGCGUGGAGGAGGCCGAGCUGCCGCAGUUCACCAUUAUGGGCUAUGAGGCGAACGACCGCACCGAGUCCCUGGCCACUGGGGUGUACCGUCGCCUCUCCAUCAGCUUCAACUUGACCAGGAACAUCGGCUACUUCGUGUUCCAGACAUACCUGCCCAGCAUCCUCAUCGUUAUGCUGUCUUGGGUCUCCUUCUGGAUAAACCACGAGGCCACGUCCGCUCGCGUUGCCCUUGGCAUCACCACCGUGCUCACCAUGACCACCAUCAGCACGGGCGUCAGGUCCUCGCUGCCCAGAAUCUCAUACGUGAAAGCCAUCGACAUCUACCUGGUGAUGUGCUUCGUGUUCGUGUUCGCCGCCUUGCUGGAGUACGCCGCCGUCAAUUACACGUACUGGGGCCAGCGGGCGAAGAAGAAAGCCAAGAAGAUGAAGGAGAGUAAUGGCCAGCAGAACAAGCAGUCGCCAGCCAUCAAGGCGGACGGGGUGUCGACCAACGAGGAGAUCAUUGAGCUGCAGGAUAUCCGCAUGUCACCCAUCCCAUCCAUCCGGCAGCGGCACAAUUCCAAGUUCUUCCCCAGCGAGAGCUCCAUGCAGGACCACAAGUUCCCGCCCUCGUUCCGCAUCAAUCGUAACUACUCGUUCCCGACUCGCUCCAGCGUCCACACCCCGCGCGCCCCCAACAGGAAGCGGGUCAUCUCCUCCAUCAAGAAGGGCGCCUCUGCCAUCAAGGGCGCCAUCCCCACCAUCAAGGACGUGAACAUUAUCGACAAGUACUCGAGGGUGGUGUUCCCGCUGUCGUUUGUCUUCUUCAACACAGUGUACUGGUGCUUCUAUGUGCUCUAGAGGCGAGGAGGGGGUGGUCAAGGUCUGGAUCUGCCCUGCCCCUUCCUCCACUCCCCUCCUCCUCACCCCCACCCACCAAGGUAUAUUUGCUGGAGGCUUGCGUUCCCUGCUGUAUUCCUCCACCCGCUCAGCCCGACGCGUCCCUGCCGGUGUGUUCCCCAUGAGUCGUCGCCUCGUGUCGUAUGGCCAGGAACUACUGUUGUGAUAUGAGCCGCCCCGUUCCCUACCCAUCGCCCCGCUCAGUGACCCGCCCCGCACACACACACUGUCAGCUCGGCGCCUCCAGUGUGGUCUCGGAAGGGGAUGGGCCUAGCCUGGCUCCACGCCACCCCCCCGCCCCUUGGUGCUCAGGUCUUCCCGCCGGUGUAGUGAUCAGGACCUGCGCGGAAACAUGUGCAGCAGCAGCAGCAGCAGCAGCAGCGAGGACAAAAGCUUUUAACUGUGCUCGCGACUCCAAGGAACCGCUGCUGCCCUGCGCUGCCACCACCCCCCCCCUUCCACCACACACUGCAGCACCGCCUGGCCACCACCACAGCCGCACCAGCGUACAGCCUUCCCCAGACUCACCUUCUCAUUGAAAUUAAAGUUCUCAAAUCCCGUGCAGUGCGUGUACUCGUAUGUUGGUGCCACUGAACAUUCCUCCCAGAAAGAAAACUGAAAAGAAAAAAGAUCCUUUGUGUCCUCGACUCCCCCUGUUAAAAUUGCCAUACAUUGAUAUGCACCUGCUGCAUGUGCACUCCAUGGAGCGCCAGGGAGGCCCGAUAGUGUGUCAGAAUAGUUGGCGAGGCGCGGCCUAGUCCGUGGCUGGUGACAGUAGCAUGACGUGGGGCGUGCGUGGCGGCUCAGGCACCACUUCACCUCAAGCUGCCAGUCAUAAUACAUUCUGAGGCGCCCCACGUAAAAGACAUUUUUUUCCUUCUGUUCUUUCCUUUCUAAUGAGUGUAUGUCCAUGUGUGGUCAGUCAAAGCUGCAUGGCCCCGUCAAUGUCUCGGCCUGACCUGGCACGGCCUGGCCUGGAUGUGCCAGACCCCGCCAGCCGUCACGUCCACCAGGAGUCGCGUGUCAACAUCCGCGGGAGGGAAGGUGCUCGGGGAUCAUCUUACGCGCAUCAUGUGCAUAACAAACAACAAGGAUGAUACAUGGAAUUCAAAAUUCGUAAAAUAUCCAACAAUUGUCCUAAGUCGAUGAGCGAUGAGCACUUGCGGCAGGAAAGCAUUGUACUGUCAGGUGUUGCCAAUCUCGGGUGACGCACCAACACUAUGUUAUGUACAGACACAGACAUUCUACAGGGUACAGUGUACCGCGUACACGUCUCGUUUUAUGAAAGGUUUUAAAACUACGCGUGUACAGCGAUGCCAUUCUGAUAUUUGCAUUGUUGUGACAAAUUAAUUGCUUAGCUAACCGUGGGAAAGUUGCCACUGAAAUCAUGUUGGCUGUCGCCAUGCGUGUGUCGCGUGGCCCUGGGUGCCGCGACAUGCGGGAGACCCACCGCCACACGGAUGGAUGCACCUCACCAUCCCCUCCCUCCCUUCCUCCCUCCCCUCCUUCCUCACCCACCCAUCUGCUCCUCAGCGCGGGUCUCAGGCUAGUGGUCGACCAGAGAAGAAAGGCAAGUAUUAUUAGCUCGUACUCGUAGCGGAUGAGUCGCCGACUUAUACUCCCCACCGACGCGCGUGGUCACCCUCAUAGCGGCAGAAUAAAUGCUGUUUCAUGUGAUAAUACUCGACGCAGUUUACUCGCUUGCUUAGGCUUCCCUUUUUUCCCUCCCUUUCUCCCUCGUCCCCUCCCUCGUUCCCUCCACUCUUUCGCGUAGACACGCUUAUAUAUAUAUUUAUUGCGUACAUUUGGCAGACGGUAAUGCUUCGACACGCUCGAAGUUGUGGUGAUGCCAAAUAUUUGUGUUCAUACAGUGUGCAGUAGUGUGUUCUGAGAGCUCAGCUGAACCACGACAGUUGACGAGGCUCUCUUUAUCUUGUUGAUGCUAAUUAUUAAGUGCAUUUUUUCGUCAGUUUCAUGAUUUUCAUCACAGGUACAUUUAACAUCUUCAAUUUUCACCAGUCAGAUGAUAGGCUUAACAAACCAGCGACGCGGCGUCACCCUCACCCAGGCGAAGUGCGGCUUGGCCCUCUGAGCGCUCGCCCUCGCCUUGGGAUGCGCCGGGCUCUCUUGGCUAGCAGAGGUGACCUAGCUGAGCUGCAUACUGUAAUUUAAAGUGUGGCUAAGCACACACAAACAAAACACACACACACACACACACACACACACACACACACACACACACACACACACACACACACACACACACACACACACACACACACACAGUGACCCACUGUGGUAUCUAAAUAGCAACCCGAACAAGAAGCGACGCACUCGGUAGCGGCAACAUGCAGGCUGUGUCCUCCCUGGGCUGUGCCAGGAUUGCCUUGGCUCCCCGCGGCCGGUCAGCUCGAUUACCGCGGCCUGAUAUUCAGUGCUGCUCGAGCUACCGCGGGGACUCACGGCGCCACCUGCGCAGAGAGCCACAGUGGGUGCCACACUCAUCUCGUAGCUCACCAAGUGUGCGUCGUUCGGGAAUGAAAAGCUAAAUAAAUACAGCAUUGUAUCAAAUAUAAAGGGUCAUACAUCUUUACAUAUCAGAAAACACGAGAGCUUACAUGAAUUAUACUGCUUUUAUAAAGAAAAGUAUAUAAUUUUGCCAUAGUUGUUAAUUACCUGCAGAGCAGUACAGUGAUAUGUGUAGCAUUUUAUCAAUUCAUUUUGAUGCCGCAUUGAUCUCCCAUAAGUAUUAUUGUUAAAAUAUUCUUUCUUGCUCACGUUUGAUAUUUUCAACUCAAAAGUUAGUUUUUUCAUAAAUAAUCAACACAGUUAAAUCGGACGUUUUUGUCACUUCGCAAGACAACAUUGGAAGACACAAGGGUGUGGAUUGUUGGUGAGAGGCGAGCGGCGCGGCCCGGCAUGUGGAGGCCGAGGCUGACCCGGGUGCUCGAGGACUCGGCAAAAUUCAUACAGCAUACAAAGUGUAGCGUCUGCGUCCUGCACGUCGAGGAACACAGUCAUCGUUACAGUACAUCCUGCACUGUUACAUACAUUUCUUAUCCCGCGGAAGCGAAGGAGCGUCGCGUCACGUGCCGCGCGUCUUGCUCGUGGAGGUGAUUGCACCUCCACGCAGGCAAGUCAGUCGUUGUUCGCUGUUGUGCUCCGGACAGACCGAGUCAAGCGUCGUGCUACCUCUGCUCACCCGUUGACAGACAGACGUCUCCGCGCCUGCAGCCUCCGGUGCAAACUGACACCCUUGGUUCGCUUGGGGGACAAAAUCUGGGUAGGAAAUACGGGAACUGUCGCCGGAGACCUCUUACAGUAUUCUCAGACGUAAUAGGGAUUAUAUUUGUGUCCUAUUACACAGAUAUAUAUAUAUAUAUAUAUAUAUAUAUAUAUAUAUAUAUAUAUAUAUAUAUAUAUAUAUAUAUAUAUAUAUAUAUAUAUAUAUAUAUAUAUAUAGUCACACACACGAGUACAUACUAUACAUAUAUUGUAUGGUGGGAAGAGUUUGCGUUGCAUUAAGGAAUUACUAUGGUUUACUACUAUAGGCUAUAGCUCAGAGUAUGGCAUUACCCGCUGUAUGGUAGUUGUUGGUAGCCUCUUAUCCUAGUGCAAUUAUUUCCCCAUUCAGGUAGGAAUCAGUCAGCAUAUUAUUAAUUAACAUAAUCUGACUUUGUAGUUUCAUGCCAUUUUAGGUCGUCUAUCUGGACACUGUUUGAAGCGGAAGCCACCAGUUAGCAUUAUGUCAUCCGGUAUAUUUCUUUGUAGCAUAAACUUAAAUGAUGUACAUAAGAUGUCAAAAGAACAGUGACAAUAUACGUAUAAUUUUUUAUUGUU